AAACGGCGGCGACGUGAGCCGAUACGUCGACAUGAUCUGCUACGCGUUCGAGAUCUUCGACGCCUUCGUGACAAACUUACAGCUCGUGCUGUACUCCGGCGACGUGUGGUGGUUACGCUGCGACGUGAUCUCUCUCUGCGACUUCGUGAACUACUGCGGAGCGAUCCUGAACGUACACUAUGUAGUGGCAUUCUCGGCUUUUUUCUGCUCUUGUUGCUGUGACUGUUGGUAUGUGACUGUACAGAAAACACCGGUUAGCAGAGUGACUAAGCAAAAAAACUCAGGUUGGAACGCACCAGGUUCUCCACUGCGACCAUGCGUUUUUGCACUGAACUCGUAG
Molecule: messenger RNA, 340 nt
Organism: Gongylonema pulchrum
Lineage: Eukaryota; Metazoa; Nematoda; Chromadorea; Rhabditida; Gongylonematidae
Source: the annotation of a GenBank genome assembly